Molecule: messenger RNA, 6700 nt
Organism: Sabethes cyaneus
Lineage: Eukaryota; Metazoa; Arthropoda; Insecta; Diptera; Culicidae
Exons: 3
Coding region: 236-1843 (535 amino acids)
Source: RefSeq, a predicted model, not a curated record
GCUCGCGUCGUUUCUAAUUAUCAUUUCUACAACGCGUUUAUUCAAACGCGCAGUAGUGCAAUCCAUCUCUGAUUCUGAACUUACUAUAACAAAAGAGCUAGCGACAGCAGCGUACUUCAGCGAAAAAUAUGAUAAGGCAUUCGUCGAAUCUUCCAACGUCGAUUGUGAUAUUAACAAACUUAGUUGCUCUGAAUCUCCGUUCGGGAACUCGUCAUUCUACACAGAAACCAAAAGUAUGCAUGGUGUCAAGCGCGUCAUAGCAUUCUGCAUACUGACUGCGAUUUUACCUGCGUCAUUAAUAAUACUACCCCUGUAUCUUCGGCAUACAGUUUUUGCUGAUGUAGUAUAUCCGAUUGCUGAAUCCGACAUCAUUGAAAUCCGAGAUGGAAUAUCAUCAAUAUUUUGUCAACGUCACACGUUGCAGAUGAAUACCAGCUUCAAUGCAUUUCAGCUGAAGCAGAAGCCGGAGAUAUCCCAGAAUCGAAAGCAUAUACGAUUGAAGAAAUCGAUGUCUCUACCAGACGAUACGCUUGAAUAUUGGGGCUUUUACUUGCUUAAAGGAGCAACGGUUGCUUUAAAAGUCUGUUCGCGCUAUGACGGCUCUCGAAUUCUGGUAGUUAAAGGUGAAAGAAAUCUCCGAACUUGUGGUCUUUUAGAACAUAACAAAAAUAAAAUAGGCGCUCAUUUGAAUAACGAGCACACACAAGUGUUAGUAACGUUCGAAUCAGCUGCGGAGAUAGUGGAUUCCUCUGGACCCAAUAACGACAACAAAUCCGAUCGCUAUGUACCGCCUGAUAUAGGAAAUCAUGGUGGUGAAGAUUUAACUGACGAAGAUAUGACUGCUGAUGAAACUUUGAAUGCUCAUAGGAAAUCUGAAGAGUCGACAAAACAUGCUUACAAUACAAAGCAUAAGCUGGCAUCGAAAGGUUUAGUAGCGAAUAAUCAACACAGAAAGAAGAGCAAUGAAAAUCCUGACAGCUCAGAUGAAGAUAAAUCUUUGGCUCAUCAGGAUCGUUCAGCUGCUGACGGCCGUCCAUCGAAUGUGCCAAAUUCUAUACAUAUUUCCAAAGAAGUCGAUUCUAGUCGUAGACAUUAUGACAGUUUUAAGCAGCAACCAGAGGCUACAAGUGCCAAAACUACGCAGAACACCAACAGAGAGAUUGAAGAAGUUAAUCGUCGUAAACGACAUCACGGUAGACAUGGCCACCAUCGCGAUAAGAUAAUUCGUAAUAGCAUUCACGCUGAAGGUACACCACUAGCAGAAAAUAUACCGACGGAUUCUAGUGGCACGAGAACAAAACGUGAUACUGUUUAUGACCGACGUAUAAACCACGGCGGCAACGCCUUCAAUUUCUCCAACAACACAUCAGACUCGGUGUCAAGUUUUGAAAACAGUUUGCUCACAUGCUACGAUGGUGAUAUUUUGCUGGCACAAAGCUUUCCACCGAGUCAUCUUUGUAAAGAUGUACAAUAUCUCGAGAAUGGGGUUCAUAUGGUAACAAAGCAUGAGAUCGCAUCGGAUGGUUACUACUAUUAUAUAUUCUACAGUGAUAACGAUUAUGUUCAAAAUGAUAUCCAUGCAGUGUUUGAUAUUUACAAGCCAACCUUUCAGUACUCAAACAUCUCGGAAUCAAAAGGCUGUGUUAAUAGUACAAAUUGCUCAUUUCCUAUUUCUUUCUGGACAGACGAGCGAGUUAUAGUCGAAGUACCCACCCGCGAUGGCAUUGAGCACGAGGAAGACGACAUUACUUUUCUUAUAUCGACGUGUCAACCUCGGAUGGCCAUCUACGUUAUAUUUCCAAUUUCUGUCCUGUUUUUAGUACUGACUUGUGCGUUUCUAUAAUUGCUAAAAAUUUAGUGUUACAGUUAUAUGGCAUCAAUAAUAAAAUUAUUUUAACGUCAGCUUGCUCAGACAAGUCGGCAAAUUUGAACGAUAAGACAAAGAAUAAUGCCAUUUCAGCAUAAUAGAUUAGCAUUAACAGUUUUUUUAUAACCUACACCUAAUUAUCAGUAAUUAUGAAGAUGCAAUUAUGAAUGGUUCAACUUAAACAAAUUUUUAUUGCCCUCCUGAUCAUAGAAAACUUGUAGUGAAUUUGACGAUGAAAAUGUGCCUUUCACAUCUAAUUGUAUAAAGCAUAAAGUCAAGAUGUCUAGCAUAGAGAAGUUAAAAUAAUGUUUUGUCACUUUUGCAAUAUUUAUGUUAGCCAUAUGAUUUCAAUAAUAACUGUUUACUAAAAAAUUUAAAACGCAAAUUAUGCAACCAUUCGGAAUGAGCAAAUAUUUGGAUAAGAUAUUAACAGCAAAUUGUCGAAUUAAUUUAUUUUAAAACAAAACCUUACAAAAUUAAUUCUCAGUAAUAAUGAACUCUUUACGUCCUGCAGAUGACGUGGUAGUCCUACUGACACUGCACUGCUAGCAAUAAAACUUGUUCAACUGAAAAAAUCCAAAUGUUUUGUUAUUGCACUUAUUUUGUUAUGUUGGUUAAUGCAGCCAACUGGCCUUAAAAUGCCUGGUUUUACAAAUCAAAUAUUAUAAUCAAGCAAGGUUUUGGCAAUCUGUUGUCCUGGUUAAAAAAUGGAUGUAUUGUAAAUAGGUACCAGAUAAAAAUAUUGCCAUAAUUAAUUGGUCGGUAUUAGGCCGGACCGAACCAAAUGACAAAAUUCUGAUUUCGAGAAAACCCGAAUUCAAAGUUUACUACUCUGUUGUAGGUAUUGUUUGUAGCUUUCAAUCGUUCGAAAUCAUCUCACAUCUCUGGCUAUUUGUAUCGUUUAUGAAAUCUGUUUAGAGUAAAAUGUAGUUCUUGAUCGUUGGUUGUCAUUAAUUAAUUUUUUUAAUUUUGCGACUUGGCCUGGUCUGACUUAUGUCCAAUAUCCUAUGAUAAUAGUGUUGUCAGUAAAAACGUAAGAAGCACAUAAGCAAAACCAUAUUGCUGACGGAUUAAAAUUGUCUGGUUUUCUGGCUCGUGGUGUUUUAUAACAUUCGUAUGGUGGUCAAUCACUGAGAACAGCAACAGCAUGAGUGACAGGCAAUAGUAAUAAUUUUAGAUCUAUAAUAAAGUAUAAAGUGUUGAAUCCAAAGAUGUAACAAAGACCAGGACCACUGUAGGUAUAUAAAGUUCCAAAAAGUCGGAAAGACCGUUUGAGAUAUCUAAUGUACAGUCAACCAAAAAAGCAUUCGGACAGCAGCGCAUAAAAUUUUCUUUUAGUAAUUUUGCACAGUAUUUUUGCAAAGAAUGGUAACACAUAUUUUUUAAAACAAUGUUUAACUAAAGCAUAUUUAUAUGCACAACAAAAAUUCGGGAAAAAGCUUUCCGUUUUGAAGAUAGGGUACAUAUAGUUUGAAUUCCUCAAAAAUGCAGCCAAAAAAGUAUUCGGACACUGAAGUUUUUGGAGCGUCUUAGUAGAAUACGAAACCUAAAAAUAAAAAAUAAGAAAACUUAUCCAAUUUAAUUCUACUAUGUGUAUUUUAUUCAAUGACAGAUACGUAUUUCGCCUACGACUUGCAGGCUUCCUCAGUGUCUGUUUUCGAACUAAACACUAACAACUAUGACACUAACCGCAUUGCUCGUUUACUUGCUGACGAGUGAUUUUUUGCUUGUAACCCUUCUCUUUUAGUUAUUCUUGCAUAAGGGUUGUUGAUGUCAUACCUUGUUGGGGUGCUUGGAAAGCUCCGAGGCACCAAAGAUAUAUAUUUUUGGAUAGAACUAAAUGUAAACUCAACUAUCUGAAUAAUUUUAGGUGAAAUUAAAGCAAAAUUGUAAUUGUGUGGUACAUACAUAUUGUACCGGGAUGUUGAAUCUAAACAUACUGUCGAUAAUUGUAAGCGGUAGGCACCAUAUAAUUGUCCUAGAGCUAUCGAAACAUCAGCAUUCAGUCUAGAUUUAAACCCUUUUGAACAUCUUUUUAGAUAAUCUCAUUUCUAAAUGAGAAAUCAUUCGAUUUCUUAUCACAAUGACUUAAACCGAGCUCUUGUAAAAAAAUGGUCAGCAAUUCACAGUGGGAUAUUUGAAAAAUUGUUAAUUUUAUCCCAAACAGAUUAAAACAGGUCAUCAAGAAUGUAAAUGGUCCUACAAGGUAGUAGUUGAGCGAGAAAGGACAUUUGUUUCAACUAAUAGUUAACUGUCCGAAUACUUUUUUGGCUGCAUUUUUGAGGAAUUCAAACUGUAUGUACCCUAUCUUCAAAACGGAAAGCUUUUCCCCGAAUUUUUGUUGUGCAUAUAAAUAUGCUUUAGUUAAACAUUAUUUUAAAAAAUAUGUGUUACCUUUCUUUGCAAAAAUACUGUGCAAAAUUUCUAAAAGAAAAUUUUAUGCGCUGCUGUCCGAAUACUUUUUUGGUUGACUGUAUAUUAUGCUUAUUAAUUUAUGUACGAAGAUAGUAACAAUUAUUCGAUCAAGAUUUAAUUGCAUUCUUCUACGUCAAAGUUGAAGCCAGCGAAACGUAUUACUCAAAGAGACGAAAUGCACGGUUAAAGUACAAGUUGAACUAAAUAAAACUAUGAACAGGAGCAAUAAAUUUGAAUAGAAAAAGUAAUAUUUAUAAAAUAUCUAUGUUUCAAAGAAGAUUUUUAUGUGUGAAUGUAGGUAUAUACCUCGAUUAUGAUAAAAACAACUUUCCAAGAAAAUUUAUAAGAGUUGGGAGUUAUGAGGUUAUUCGAAAUUGAAUACUAGAAUAAUUUUAAUUAAUCUGACGGCUAAAAAACUAAUCUAAGAGCUACAACUCAAGCUGAACGUAAAUAAAAUUUCGAACUUUGCGACAUUAUUUCUCAAUUCACAAUUUGAGCUCGCUGAGUAUCAGCUUAACUUAGCUCAAGCAGAAUGCCCUUAGUUGCACUUCGUGAUUGGUCGAACCAGUAAAAUCGCAUUUGAUUAACUGCGCGAAAACUUCGAAACAGGUUAUUCUCAAACACGUAAGCGACGCUGAACUCCCGAACAAAAAAUACUCAUUAUUUCAACUAUAUGUCAUUGUGAGACAAACUUCAGUAUUAAAAACCUGCUCGCAAAUAACUCAAACAUAUUUUUCUUGAUAACGUGUAAGCCGAUUCGGGUUCUUUGCAUUGUGACCAUCGGGUUUUAGAUGAACAUUAAUAAUUAUGUUUUGAUAUGGCAGCCUCUUUCGCCUUUCCCUCCCUGAAUUAAAUCAUUCAAAAAAGUAUUACGAUAUUUUGUCUUGAAAAGUUACCUAAUAUUAUUGAAUUCUACAUAAAUUUUUGUAGCAUUAGACAUGGAACCUAACUUUUCAAAACUCUACUUUAGAUUUCAAACUAAAAAACAACGCCUGUAAUCAAUGCGUUCUUCUAACUCCUAGGCUGCCGGUUUAGUUUUUGAGUGGCGGUGUUGAAAUUUUCAUUCGCUAUGUAAUUCAGGACAAGUAGCUGCAACUUAAUUUUAGUCUAUUUUCAGAAUUUAUUCAAACGGCUUCGGAUACAUACUCUCAAAAUGCAAAUUUUUCGAAAGAAUUGAAAUUUUGAUUUUUUUAAAUCAAAAAACUCCUUGUCCCCUUAUUAAGGGGUACAGAGUAAUGAAAUAUUCUCGGAAACUUUAAAAAAAAACGUAAGUGACAUUGAGAGGCAUAUUAUGUGCUGCAGUUCUAUCACAUGUCGUAAAACAACAAUAAUACAUACAGAUAUUGUAAAUAAAUGCUACCGGUAAUGCGAUAUUGAAUAUUUCUCGCACAUGGAAGAACGUUAAUCAAUUUCUGACUUCUCGUAUUUUGAUAAUUGCUUAUGUUUUGACAAUAUUAGAGCUAGUCUGACAUAGCCUCUUAAUCAUAUUGAAUUUUCGAGCAAUAUUAUCAAUUUAAAAAAAUAGAGCGUUUAGUUAUUCGUACGAAAAUUCUUUAUUGUUCCAUGCAUAAAUAUAAAUAUAUGUAUCUACAUAUGUUUUCAAACAUUACUCAGGAGAAGUAGAGCAUUGGAUGGUAUUUUCGGCAUGCUUCUAAUUAUUGGGCCUAUUCUGUUUUCGUGUUACCUAUACUGAAUGUGCCCGUAGUUGUGUAUAUUGGUAAGAAUUAGUGAUGAUUUUCUACCUAGGCUGCGGAGAACAGAGGGCAAAGACGCAAAAUAGCAACAGGUCGAAAAACUGAUGCCGCAACCCUUUCUAAAUGAAUAAUCACAUAUACUAGUCUUUUACUGAUACCUGCAUGUAGAAUGACUGCAUAUCAACAUUUUUAAAGAAGCUAGAUAGCUGUUAUUUACGAAUUCGCUACAAAUGCCCCCAGUAGUAUGUGCAAGCAAUACUCAACGGCAAUUAAUAGUGUAAUUUAUGAAAGCAGUACACACUUGUAAUAAACGAAGACAUAUGAUAAAUGGAAUAUUCCUUGUGAUAUAGAACCUUUCAAUGAUAGAAUUUGACUCUGGUCGUUAUUUUGUUUAAAAAAAAUAGAAGUAAUAAUAUUUUACGAAAAACUAGUCCUUUGUUUUGCACCUGCAGGUAGAAUCAUGAUAUAUCAACAGUUGGUAAUUUAAAUAAACAACAGGCAAGCAACUGAUGCAUACGAAUUUGCUGCAAGAGGCUCUAUUACAUUAGUAACUAAAUAGCAAUUAAUGCUAUUAAUAGUAGAUUUAUAAAAAAAACUUUCCUGUGGAUAUGUUGUAAAUGGAAAAAGACUAGACAAGUGAAAUAAAAUAUGUAUGACAAACAAAAAGUUAUUAGAUGCGGCUUUGUUCAUGCAAAAGAGAAGGGGGCGAAAUAAAAAUCCAUUA